This is a messenger RNA of Corythoichthys intestinalis (scribbled pipefish), 6639 nucleotides long. RefSeq lists its product as uncharacterized. The record is from RefSeq and is a predicted model, not a curated record. The coding region runs from base 3166 to 5454 and encodes 762 amino acids. NCBI's taxonomy places the organism in Eukaryota, Metazoa, Chordata, Actinopteri, Syngnathiformes, Syngnathidae. The transcript is spliced from 2 exons.
CAAUCAGGGAAUAGUAUCUUUUCUCGUAUUUACUGUUUGACUGUGUGUGUUACUCUAACACACCCAAUAUAAAAUAAAUGGCACUUAUACCAUAGUUUAAAGAAAACAAGCAGAAUAUAGGGCAUAAGAGAGACAUGACGCCUUCUUAUCACGGAAGCCCAACGUGUGCGUCGUGUAGCUGACUAAGCAAGAUUGACGCUGACUACCAGGUGAUAGGCAAGACACCCACGUAGGUUCUUCCAGACAGUUCAGAACAGAUGGUGGGACGUCCUGUCCCAACACAAGGAACACCAGAGAACGCCAAAUAUCCAACUAAUAACAUGACUGAUAAGACUCCAAGAGCCCCUUUGACACUGAGGUGGGAAAAAUAUCCAACAGCCAUUGCCCCAUUAAAGGUGACACAGCAACUAUGACGCACGAACAAAACAGCACAAACUGUGAAAGAAGAUUACCCUAAACACACCCCUCUUCCUGCCAACGGCCUGCCCCGCGAAAGCCUUCAAAAGACAUUGUUUAACUAAGCAUUGUCAUUUUUUUCUCGGGAACCUUUUGUUGACUUGUGUUAUGGUGACUCUGAAUCCUCGCCUGGGUCACUCUGUGCUGUAUGAUUGCUGUCGACUCAGAAUAAAUUGUUAACUUGUGCUUCGAACCCUUGUUCCAGCUUUCAAAAUGGAGUCAGUACAAGGGGUUAAGACUAAGGUGAACAAUCGGUGUUUGGCCUUCUGGCCGGGUUGUCGGAUUUUUGCCAGACCCGCGCUGGUUCGGCUGGCGUGAUUCCGGCAAUCUGGCCAAAAGGUCAGAUUUCUUCAAUUGUCUUAUCUUAACUCAUCGGCUGUCAUGUGUUUCACUUUGCUUGAUGACAUAAUUAGAGGCAGGUAAAGUAGUCAAAUAUUUGACCCAAGUAAGAGUAGUGUUACUUCAAAAUAAUAUUACUGAAGUAAAAGUAUUCCUCCAAAAAAUAAGUACCGUAAUUUUCGAAAUAUAAGCCGCUACUUUUUCCCCCUCAUUCUAGUCCAGCGUGGCUUAUUUCUUUGAUUUAUUUGUGUUAAUAGGUAACACUUUAUUUGACAGCGGUGUCAUAAGACUGCUAUAAGGCCAUCAUAAUAAUGACAUGACCCUAUCAUGGCCAAUGCUUAUGACGGUUGUCAUUUAGUUCUAUCUGGCAAAUUAUGUCACUAACUCCAUUUAUGUCCAGCUGGGAUCUUUUACAUCCAUUCAAAAGUGACACAAUUUGCCAGAUGACACAAAAGGACAUCUGUCUUAAGCAUUAAUUAAUGCUCAUGGCAGUGUCAUGUAGUAGUUAUGAUGGUCUUAUGACAGUCUUAUGGUGCCACUGUCAAAUAAAGUGUUACCAAAAACCAAAACUAGCAAUUCAUGAAACAGCUAGAACAGUAACUGAAGAAAUAAUUAGCACAGAAAAGUAUUUUUGAUUGUAAUUUACAUCUGCAGUGCUGCAAUGCAUGCUAGGAGGCAUGUUGGGCAUCAAUACUGUUGGCAGCAGGUGGCAGCAGAGGUUGACUGUCUCCCCCAAGGGAGCAGUGAUAGCCAAAUGAAGCUUCUUAAAGCAAUGCAGCCAGUUGAUUCGAAGCCAAAUGGGGUUAAGUUGGUCUUAUGACAGUCUUACGAUGCCGCUGUCAAAUAAGGUGUUACUAGUUAAUAUCUUUUGGUGUAAAUAUCCCAUGAUACAGUGAGGACAGCUCCGGCUUACAGUCCAGUACAACUUAUCUAUGAACAAAUGCCGUUUUCGUGUCAAAUUUGGUGGGUGGCGGAUUAUAAAACAAUAAUGAAAACAAUACUCAAGUAAUGCGUAACUGCUUUUUUCUCAGCACAACUUCAUUUAUAUGAGCUGUUAUUAUAAUAAUGUGCUAUCACCUAUUACAUGGCCAAAAGAAUAUCCAAAAAGCAUCCAAUUCUGACAAGAAAUACCUACAGAAAUUAAAAUUCAACUGUCCAAAGAGCAUGAGUGCCCUGUAGUGGAGAAAAAUUUCCUAUCGUGAAAUUAAAACGAUCAUAUCUCCGGUUUUCCAUGUUCUAUUAGUGCCAAAUAAAUUUUUUUUUUUGCACUUUCAAGUCGGGUUGUUCCGAUCAUGUUUUUUUGCUCCCGAUCCGAUCAUGAUCGUUUUAGUUUGAGUAUCUGCCGAUCCCGAUAUUUCCCGAUCCGAUUGCUUUUUUUUUUUUUUUUUUGCCCCCGAUUCAAUUCCAAUCAUUCCCGAUAAUUUUUCCCGAUCAUAUACAUUUUAGCAAUGCAUUAAGAAAAAAAUGAAUAAAACUCGGACGAAUUGUUACGGAUGGGGAGUAAUUUUUCCUUUUGUUCAGGUAUGUGUUUUUCCUUUCACUUUGUACUGGUUGAUGUUGGUUUUCACCUGUAUUUUUCAUUUGCAGUAGUUUCCACCUGUGAUCUCAGAAGGCCUCCACAGCUGGAACCACUUCCUCAUUAGUCAAUCAUCCAAUCAUCUGUUCGUCCUGCCACUAUAUAAGUUGAAUUGUUUGCUUGGUUCAGGAGAGGCGGUGGCAGCUCUCACUUUGGUUGUAUUGGUUUGUUGAAGCCUGUUAUGUUUUGACUUUGAUUCUGUUUGUGAAGUUUGCUUUCUGCCACUUGUUUAUUAAUGAUCUCUUUUGUCUUUUUCUUUAGGUUGGCGCAGAGCACAGAGGUAGGGACUUUAGUUAUACACCUGCAGGUCUACAUCGUGUCUCCCACCUCACGUAGGUACCAACUCUCUGUAUUAGUCCAUUAGAUAGAGCGGCAACACCACCCAUGUAUUUUGGGGCACAAUAGGUGCCUGUCACUGUAGUGUUUUAGUUUGGGGGUUGUUUUGGGUUCUAGGUUUAGUUGGGGUUUUUGAACUGUUUAUUUGGUGUUUGCUGCAUAGUGCAGGGGGUUGGGUAAAUGUUUGUGUGCUCUGUGUCCAUUGUUUCUUUUCUGUUAAAUAAACUUUUUAUUUGCAAUUUUGACUUGUCACUGCCUCCUCAUUGCACACCUGCCGUCUUAUGUUACGCCGCGGCCCCUGACCACCAGGGGUACUCGUAACAUUUGGGGGCUCGUCCGGGAGCUUUGUGGUUCCGCGGAGGCGGCAGGUGUGUUGGUGUGCAGUGGCAGUCGGAUUGCGAGUUUUGUUUAUUUAACUUUACUUUUUUUUGGUAAUUCCCUGCGCGCCCUGGUAGACAAUGGCCACGGGGUUUAGUGUUGAGGGUUUCUUGGCGGAUCCCACAGUGGGGCAACUGGACCAAUGUAGGAAAGCGGAUUUUUGUUCGAUCGGUGCGCAUUUUGGAGUUGAGCUCCUAAUGUCUAAAACUUGGGCUCAGCUGAAGGCGUCGGUCGUUGAUUUGCUGGUAAAAGAGGGCGUGUCUAUUGAGGGGGUAGAGGGUCAUUCGGAUUCUCAGGAGGAAAUUCCUCCCGUUUUUCGGGCUGUGAGGAGUGAGACUCCUCCCACUAGCCCUAGGUCCUCCUUAGAUGGAGCCGGUUCGUCCCCUCGGUUAAGGGUUCGCUUAGCUCGUUUGAAGCUUGAAAAAGAGGAGAGGGACCGUGAGCUCGAGUACAAACAUCAGCAGGCCAUGUAUAAAUUAGAACUCGAGGCUAGAAAUGCUGUCCGAUUGAAGGAAUUGGAACUGGAAAUUAAAAGGCUUGAUGUAACGUCGGGAACUAAUUUGGUCGCAACUCAGGGUGAUAAUUCAUCACCGAAGCCAUUUGUCGCUAGUCGGCAAAUUGGUCUCGUCCCCGAAUUCCGAGAGUCGGAGGUGGAUGAGUAUUUUGAGACCUUUGAACGAAUAGCCACAGCUUUUAAAUGGCCACCAGAGGCGUGGGCGCCCUUGCUACAGAGCAAGUUGAUUGGGAAAGCUCGCGAUGUAAUGAAUAAAAUGCCUUUGAGGGAUAGCAUGACGUAUGCUACGCUAAAAGAGACUGUCCUGCGUUCAUACAGCCUCGUUCCUGAAGCGUAUAGACAGCGUUUCCGUGUUCACAGGAAGGCCCCGGAAAAAACCUUUGUCGAGUUUGCUAGUGAGAAGCAGACUCUGUUCAAUCGUUGGUUAAAGGCGAGUGAAGUCACGGAUUUUAAGUCUCUUUGUGAUUUAAUUUUGAUGGAGGAUUUUAAAAAUAGUCUAUCGGAUCGGUUGGCUACUUAUUUAAAUGAGCAGAAGGUCACUGAUGUGUCCGAGGCAGCUGUGCUGAUAGAUGAGUAUGUGAUUACUCACCGACACCACAUUGACAAAAAAGAUGACUUUGAGAAACGGGACAAAAGUAAAUCGAGUUUUAAAAGCCGGUCUUGGUCAGGGCGGGGGUCGUCGCCUCCUUCGGCAGAACGUCGCUGUUUUCUUUGUCAUAAAAAUGAUCAUUUAAUAGCCAACUGUCCAGAGCGGAAAAAUGAUGACUGUAAGGCUGAAUCUUCCCCGAUUGGGUUAUGCGCUGUGCGCUCUGAACCGGUUCGAGUACAUGAAGGUGGGGGUUCCUCUUACGAACCUUUUAUGCUCGACGGUUGUGUUUCUAUAGGUUCGGGCAAAAAGUGCUCGGUUCGCAUCCUUCGUGACACCGGAGCAGCGCAAUCUUUUAUCUUGAGUGAUGUAUUGCCUUUUAAUGAAGAGUCUUCAUGUGGCUCGAGUGUAUUGGUCCAAGGAAUUGGAAUGGAGUACCUCUCUGUACCUUUACACUGUGUAAACUUGUCUUGUGAUCUCUUGGCAGGCACGUUUUCGGUGGGGGUUCGCCCAUCAUUGCCGAUGCCAGGCGUCACUUUUCUGUUGGGGAACAACAUCGCUGGUGGUAAGGUCACAUCGGUGUUGGAAGUUGUGCAGCAACCUGAGUCGCAACCAGACGAAUUGGGGCAGGCGUACCCUGAUGUGUUUCCGGUCUUCGUCGUCACUCGUGCACAAGCGAAAAAGCUGGGUACUGAGGUUGAUUUCUCGAACACCUUUUUGGCGGCCGGAUUGGUUAACCCCGAGAGGAGUACGACUAAUGAGUCUGUGUUAGAAGGAUCAGCGUUUGAUGUAGUUUCUUUAAAAAUGACUCGCGAUGACCUUAUUGCUGCGCAAAAAUCUGACUCCAGUCUAACCAAAUGUUUUGAGGCUGUUCAGCACCCGCAUGACCUAAUGAAUAAGGAUGCAAAGUAUUUUAUGGAGGACGGGUUGCUUAUAAGAAAGUGGAAGUCUCGGUUGGACACAGAUUUUAGCAUUGUUCAAGUGAUUGUCCCUGUACGUUACCGCCAUGCAGUCUUGUCGUUGGCUCAUGAAAAUGCAUGGGCGGGUCAUUUGGGGGUGACAAAAACAUACGAUCGUGUAUUGGAACAGUUUUUCUGGCCAGGUUUGAAAAAGGAUGUUGUGCAGUAUUGCCGAACGUGCCAAGUGGUGGGGAAGCUGAGUCAGGUGCCUAAACCAGCCCCUCCUACAUCCUAUCCCUGCGCUGGGCGAAGCAUUCGAACAUAUCCUUGUCGAUUGCGUCGGCCCGCUACCCAUGACGAAGAGGGGUAAUCAAUAUUUACUCACUAUGAUGUGUGUAGCGACAAGAUAUCCUGAAGCCAUACCACUCGGGGAAAAAUAACAUCGCAGUCUGUAGUCAAGGCUCUGAUCAAGUUCUUUUCUACUUUUGGGCUGCUGAUAUUGGUACAGACUGAUCAGGGUACCAAUUUCCUUUCUGGUGUUUUUGAGCAGGUGUUAACAACAUUGUCUCACACAUCGAAUCCUCAGUUAUGUGAGCCGGUUUCGUGAGCUGCUACGCAGCGUAUGUAGUUUGGCCAAGGAGUGUUUGUCGGGAGUGCGGAGCGACAUGGUAUGAGUAUAAGUCUGUCGUUCGUUUGGGCCGGGUGACCAGGUACUGGUCUUGUUACCUGUUCCAGGUUCUUCAUUGUCUGACGACUGUGUUGAUACAGUGGCUCGGCACUUUGCGUGGGAGAGGUGUCGACAAGGUGUUCGCGGAUGCCCUGUCUCGGUGUGGUCAGUAGCAGGGUUUUUAUUUAUGAUGGCAUCUUUGUUGUUGGUACGUGCCGGUUUUGGUUACUUCUCUGUUGCUGUGCUACCCUUCUGAAAUUUCGCUUGCAUUGGAUGGAUGGGCUAUUCCGGAUAGGCCUGUUUAUCAACUGGAAGUUGAUAUUUUAGGGGGGGAGUGUUACAGAUGGAGAGUAAUUUAUCUUUUGUUCAGUAGUUUCCACCUGUGAUCUCAGAAGGCCUCCACAGCUGGAACCACUUCCUCAUUAGUCAAUCAUCCAAUCAUCUGUUCGUCCUGCCACUAUAUAAGUUGAAUUGUUUGCUCUGUUCAGGAGAGGCGGUGGCAGCUCUCAUUUUGGUUGUCUUGGUUUGUUGAAGCCUGUUAUGUUUUGACUUUGAUUCUGUUUGUGAGGUUUGCUUUCUGCCACUUGUUUAUUAAUGAUCUCUUUUGUCUUUUUCUUUAGGUUGGCGCAGAGCACAGAGGUAGGGACUUUAGUUAGACACCUGCAGGUCUACAUCGUGUCUCCCACCUCACGUAGGUACCAACUCUCUGUAUUAGUCCAUUAGAUAGAGCGGCAACACCACCCUUGUAUUUUGGGGCACAAUAGGUGCCUGUCACUGUAGUGUUUUAGUUUGGGGGUUGUUUUGGGUUCUAGCUUUAGUUGGGGUUUUUGGAACUUUUAUUUGGUGUUUGCUGCAUAGUGCAGGGGGUUGGGUAAAUGUUUGUGUGCU